AUGAAGAGGACAUACUUAGAUAAAGAAAUAAGGAAAAAAGUACUUGAUUCUGAAAGAUUUUCAAGUUUGAUGGACGAUGAACUACAUAAAAGAACAAUGCAGCGAUUAUACCCAUGUGAUGUCUUCUCAGCUCCAUAUUACGAAAAAUCCGACGAAGAAAAACAAAAACUACUUGAAAUAGCUAAUCAAACAUAUAAUAAUUUGUAUAAUAGGAAACAUACGGAUGAAAACUCAGAAUCUAGCCAGUGUCUGGGUAAUUUACCAUAUAGAAGACAAGAAUCAACAAAACAAGAUUACAUAAUAAAACUCCACCAAGAAAAAAUAAAUCAAGAAGAGAUUAGGAAGGUAUUACAACAAUGCUCUGCUAGAGAACAAAAAUUAUAUAGAGAGUUCUCAAGUGAUGUAGUUUUUGGUAAUGAACAAUGUUCAAGGGAGAAGAUGAUUAUUGAAGUUUCUAACUAUCAAGAGCCAAAUUAUCCAACUAAUAGUAGUAAUUAUGAUGAUGAUCUAGUGAAAUAUCGCCAAAUAUAUCCUGCAUAUUCAAAUAUAUUAAAUAAUGAAAACGAUUCUGUGGCUUUAGAACUAAGAAAAAGACCUUCACUACCCAAGUAUAAUAAAAACAUUGACACUGAAUGUAUUGCAGAUCUAAUAUCUGGAAUACCUAGAUACAAUACAUUAUCAUGUAGAAAUUAUGCAAAUAAAAUCCCAGAAUAUAAUUUAAACAAUUUAGAGAGUAAAUUUACCCCUAUACAAAAAAAUCUAAGCUCUAAACUUCAUGGAGAAGAUUUCUACAAUAAAAUAGCCUAUAUUCAAGAUACAUCAUUUGUAAGAUUCCGAUUAUCAAAUCUCACAACUGGAUGUAAUGAAGAGUUAAUACAGAAAGUGGCUACACAGUGUGGAGUAUAUGCUUAUCAAGUUAUUGUAGAAAUUGAUCCAGUAUUAGGCCAUCUAAAAGGAGGUGCUACUGGAAAAUUAAGAUUUCAUUCAGGUGGGCUGGAAAACUUCAAAAAAGUUCUUUGGGAGUGUUAUGGAAUCCAGUUUGAGAUUAUAGGAGAUAUACAAAAGGAACCAAAAUAUUAA
Molecule: messenger RNA, 1080 nt
Organism: Cryptosporidium muris RN66
Lineage: Eukaryota; Apicomplexa; Conoidasida; Eucoccidiorida; Cryptosporidiidae
Exons: 1
Coding region: 1-1080 (359 amino acids)
Source: RefSeq, a predicted model, not a curated record